AUGUCUAAUAGAAUUGACUACGUUGACUGCGUCAUUAAGGACGUACUAUCGAGUGCCAAUGAGAAAGCGUUGUUAGCUAGCUAUCAAGUAGCAUACCGAGUCGCCAAAGCAGGGAAACCUCACACAAUUGCUGAGAAUCUUAUUUUUCCCGCGGCCCUUGAUAUGGUUGAAACUAUUUUGGGCAAACAGGAGGCAGAUAAACUUAAAAAUAUACCACUUUCUGACAAUACAAUUGAGCGGAGAAUAAAUGACAUGGCCGUUGACAUUCAAGAACAAUUAAUUGAAAAAUUAAAGAAGAGUCCACAUUUUGCCUUGCAACUGGAUGAAUCUACUGAUGUUUCAGACUGUGCACAGUUUGUGGUAUUUGUUCGCUUUGAAGCAGAGGAAAACAUUGAAGAAGAAAUUUUAUUUUGCAAAGCUCUUCCUGCUAAUACUACUGGCCAGUGCUUGUCAGGGAUGAGAAUGCUAAGCAAGAAAAAAAGUGAGUUUCAUUUGGUUGUAAUUAACACUAACAAAAUAACCAACAACGAAGACAAAACAAAUAACUCCAACAACGCUACAGCAACAGCACGAGCAUUAGAAGAUGCACCUGAAACAAUUACUCGAGUUGCAAUCCAUUCCUCGAAAUUCAACACCAUCAUUGGUGCAGUAGAGUCUCAAGAAUUGACUCAAGCCUCUGAUGAGGUAUUAAGCCCACCAAACGACAACAAAUACGAGAAUCUGAAGUCAGUGAUCAUAGAACGAUUCGGAGACUCUAAACAACGUAAGAUCAAAAAACUACUCUCUGAUGUCGAUCUUGGCGAUAAGAGACCGUCACAGCUUCUUAACGAACUCAAGAAGCUUAGAGUACGUGCCAUUCUACAAGCUUCAAAUGGAGAGCUUAUGGCUUUGUCUAAAUUAGCUGACAAAACCAUGGAAGUUGGCGAUUUUUCUCAUACUUCAGAAGUUAAUGCAAUGCAACACCAUCUCAAGCUUUCCAAAAUGAACUUUCCUUACAGCAACUACCAGUUCAACAAGAAAUGCAUUCAGUUGGCAAUCAGUUAA
This is a messenger RNA of Eupeodes corollae, 1044 nucleotides long. Its product is annotated as SCAN domain-containing protein 3-like. The transcript is spliced from 5 exons. The coding region runs from base 1 to 1044 and encodes 347 amino acids. The record is from RefSeq and is a predicted model, not a curated record. NCBI's taxonomy places the organism in Eukaryota, Metazoa, Arthropoda, Insecta, Diptera, Syrphidae.